CAGGCACUAAACAUGCAUGUUUGGUGUCUAUAUAAACAAUCCAAAACGUUCUGAUUAGGCAGUAUCAACAAGCAAUCUCGUUGGUUAUCUUUCUCAAUCUCUGCAAUCUUUCUCUAGCAAUACUGGUCUACAUAAAAAGUGUUUCAAGGGUGAAUUGUCAGAAUUUGUUGGUUGCCAAUUCACAAAGGCUUGUUGUAUCCUGGAAGCGGUUUGCAUUCGAUCCUAUCAACAAACUCUUAACGAGUAUGAGCAAAUAAUGCUUUAAAGAUAGCGUACUAACGCGCCUAUUACUGUCGUUUCCAUUCCAUUGCAGGCACUAUUCUCCAACAAUUUUAAAGCGUUAUUUCGCAAUGGAAGAGACACAUAUGGCUUCAUUCAAGAUUAUGAAUCAAGACUUUGUUCGUUUGGAUCGGUUUGAUGGAACAAACUUUACUCGUUGGCAAGACAAGAUGAAAUUUCUUCUCACUACAUUGAAAGUAUUCUACAUUCUUAGUGCUGAACCUUUACCAGCACCUACUGAAAAGGAUACCGAAGAACAGAAAACGGAAAGAAAAAAGCGAGAGGAAGAUGAACUGAUUUGUCGUGGCCACAUUCUCAAUGCUCUUUCAGAUCGCUUAUAUGAUUUGUACACUCAUACCCAAUCAGCAAAAGUCAUAUGGGAGGCUCUUGAAACUAAGUAUAAAGCGGAAGAAGAAGAUUAUUUUAAAAGGAAUGUCUUCAUCUCAAGAAGCUCCAAAAGGAAGCCAACAUGACAGAUGAGGUAGUGGCCAUGAUUACUGAAAUCAAUAUGGCAACGACUACACAAUCUGGAUGGUGGUUUGACAACGGUGCCACAGUACAUGUGUGUAACGACAGAUCCUUGUUCAAAACUUGUGAAAAUACUGAUGGAAAGGAAGUGCAAAUGGGAGAUGAUAGUCGUGCAAAGGUGGCAGGCAAAGGAAGUGUUGAAUUAUUCUUCACUUCUGGAAAGAAAAUGACUCUCAUGAAUGUUCUUCAUGUACCCAGUAUUAGAAAGAAUCUAGUUUCUGGCAAUCUGGUCGGAAAUCAAGGAAUUCGUUAUGUAUACGACUCCGGCAAACUAAUUCUUUCUAAGAAUGGCCAAUUUGUUGGCAAGGGGUAUGCUUGUGAUGGAAUGAUUAAAUUAAGUAUUAAUGAAAAUAAUCCUUCUCUUUUA
Messenger RNA from Papaver somniferum (opium poppy), 1174 nucleotides. RefSeq lists its product as uncharacterized. The transcript is spliced from 2 exons. Bases 351 to 752 code for a protein of 133 amino acids. Lineage: Eukaryota; Viridiplantae; Streptophyta; Magnoliopsida; Ranunculales; Papaveraceae. The record is from RefSeq and is a predicted model, not a curated record.